CGCCGCUGCGCCCGAGCGGGCGGCUCUACUUAAGCGGCGCGCCGGCCGCGACCCGGCACUCUCCUGGAGCGCGCGGCUGGGCGAGCGGAGCGCGGCGGGGCUCUCGGGGGCGCACAGCGGCGCGCUCGCACCGCGCGGCUCCGCGCGGCUCUCGGCGGCGGCCGGGGCGCAGGGCUGAGCGAGCGUCCGGAAGAGGCAGCGGCGGCUCCCGCGCGCGGUCCCGCUCCCUGCGACUACCCCAGCCCGGCCACCUCUCUGCCAUGGCUCUGGCGGACAGCACACGUGGAUUACCCAACGGGGGCGGCGGCGGGGGCGGCAGCGGCUCCUCGUCGUCCUCGGCAGAGCCGCCGCUCUUCCCCGAUAUCGUGGAGCUGAACGUGGGGGGCCAGGUGUAUGUGACCCGACGCUGUACCGUGGUGUCGGUGCCCGACUCCCUGCUCUGGCGCAUGUUCACGCAGCAGCAGCCGCAGGAGCUGGCCCGGGACAGCAAAGGCCGCUUCUUUCUGGACCGAGACGGCUUCCUCUUCCGCUACAUCCUGGAUUACCUACGGGACUUGCAGCUCGUGCUGCCCGACUACUUCCCCGAGCGCAGCCGGCUGCAGCGCGAGGCCGAGUACUUCGAGCUGCCCGAGCUCGUGCGCCGCCUCGGGGCGCCCCAGCAGCCCGGCCCCGGGCCGCCGCCGCCCUCGCGGCGCGGGGUGCAAAAGGAGGGCUCGCUGGGCGAUGAGCUGCUGCCGCUUGGCUACGCGGAGCCCGAGCAGCAGGAGGGCGCCUCGGCCGGGGCCCCGUCGCCCACGCUGGAGCUGGCUAGCCGCAGCCCGUCCGGGGGCGCGGCGGGCCCGCUGCUCACGCCGUCCCAGUCGUUGGACGGCAGCCGGCGCUCGGGCUACAUCACCAUCGGCUACCGCGGCUCCUACACGAUCGGGCGGGACGCGCAGGCGGACGCCAAGUUCCGGCGAGUGGCGCGCAUCACCGUGUGCGGCAAGACGUCGCUGGCCAAGGAGGUGUUCGGGGACACCCUGAACGAGAGCCGGGACCCCGACCGGCCGCCGGAGCGCUACACCUCCCGCUAUUACCUCAAGUUCAACUUCCUGGAGCAAGCCUUCGACAAGCUAUCCGAGUCGGGCUUCCACAUGGUGGCGUGCAGUUCCACGGGCACCUGCGCCUUCGCCGGCAGCACCGACCAGAGCGAGGACAAGAUCUGGACCAGCUACACCGAGUACGUCUUCUGCAGGGAGUGAGCUCCCCAGACCCCCUCGCGACUCCAGCGCGCCCAUUCCCCCUCCUUCUUGCCCGGGAGAGGAUUAUAGAGCUCCUCUCCCGCGCCACGGCCUCCCCCCCCCCUGUCCCCCAGCUCGAGUAGCUGGACCAGACUCACUCGGCCCCCACUCCAGAAGCUGCAGCCGCGAAUCCUCUCGGCUUCUUCGUCUUCUUUGGACCCCACUAACCGAGAGAGCUCAGACACACCCCCCUCCCCAUUACCCCAGGCUUCCUCUUCCCCGUGCCUCAAACCUCCCCUUUCCCCGGAUUGCCCUUCAGUCUGGAUCUAGUGGGGCAGCGUGGCCACGGAGUCCCCGAGGACCUGCGAGUGACUGAAUUGUUCAGAACCUGAUUGGACCCUGUCCAGUGUGGAAGAUUCCUUGAAAUCUUUUCAAGCCCUUGUGUCUCAUUCGCGGUAGAAGAGUUCAGAAUUGAUAGCACUGUUUGGGAAUAGUGUUUUAAAAGGUCGUUACCUAGUCUUUUUGACCGUCUUUCAAGGUAGAGCUUUAGAAGGCUGGAUGGAAGACUGUGGACCUGGAGUUAGGAUCCCAGUGACGAUAAAUGAAUAAAGUUCUGAAAAGUUACAGGUAGAAGUGGAAGAAUCUAGUGCAGGCACAAUGAAGGAUCGUAACUUUUCCAUGCAGAAUGAAGAGUCUCCGCCUGGGGCUUAAACUUGUAGAAAGUUACCCUCCUGCCUGGGGAGGCUCCCUUUCUCCUCGGCUCACCGCCAGCAGCCCUUGGUUCCACGGGUUGACACGGCAGCCAUUAUUGCAAGAGCGAGAAAGAGCACUGCCGCUGAUAGGGGCAAGACAGCCCGGGUCACCAAACGCUGCGGGAAGUCAGCUGGCAGUGACUAUGGACGGAGCUGGGUAGUAUUGCACGUCGUGGGUGUUAGCAAAGUCCGUCUUCUUGCAGAGAAUGGGAGUAGGACUUCAGCUCUACAAACUUGAGGGGGGCGGGUGGGGAGGGAGGAUGGAGGGUAGGAGGGGUGGGAUGGGAGGAGCAGACAUACUCAUUUAUUGUUUGAAAGUUGGUAGUUUGUACCAUCCGUUUGAGUACAUGCACGUUAAAAAAAUAGUCCACAAAAACAUGCAAAGCGUUUUGUAAAGAUUAAGAGAUCUACUCUUAACUGGCAGUUUGAACUUACUGUGUUGAGUCCUAAACUUAGAAGUUGCUGAUACUUACAUAACCUAACCAAAGAGCUAUCCAGUAGGGUUUUAGUUUGUGAACUUUAUUUUCCUGUUGAUUAUAAAUCCUGAUUUUAAGAUCUAUUUACUUGAGCAAAAUAUGUUUGAUUUCGGUUAGUUAGACUUAAGAUCUCUUAUUAAAAGUCCUUACUUUCUCCAAGCCCAGUCAAUGUUGACUUCUGGGCAAACCUGAAAAUGCCACUUCUUUCAUGCAGAUUCUUUGAAGUUAAGAUGGAAUCUUUUCGAGUGACAGAGCUGCAGAGAAAUAGAAGCUCCAUGGGCUGCCCAUCUGUAGAUAGCUGUAAAAUGGAAUAUUUUUAAUUGAAGGCAAAAAAGUGCUUAAAAGUGAGCUGAGCAAUAAAAUAGUGUUUGAGGUAAAUGCAACAGAAACAGAAGGAGACCUGGUUGCCUUAUACCUUUACGCGAACACGGAAUAAACUCCCACUGCACAUCCUGUCUACACCAUAAGUGGAGGGAAACGACUCCUUGUCUUUCAUGCUGUGAGGCUCCUUUGGAUAUUCUGUGAUGACCGAGAAGCCUUUCUUUUUUCAUUUGUUUCAACAUCUUUAUCCGAAGUACGUUUUUAAAGAUUUUGUAAGAGUCGUUUUCAGUGUUUAAAUUAGCGCUAUUUUUCCUUCUUUUUAAAAAUGAAUCUUGUACUGUAUCUUACUAUGUCUGUAACAGGUGUUAAGAAUUGAAACAGUUUUAUUCUUAGAUUCAUGCGAUCCAGUCUGUAUAUACCAUAUAUAAACAUUUUACACGAAUCAUUUAGUUUUUUAAUUCAUUUACUAAUGCUAUAAAAUUUCCUAUAUUUACCCCUAGUGACUUGCAUCAGAUGGUGUAUAUACUAAAGCAACAUGUUUUGAUGAGUUUCUUAUAUCCUUGUCUAUGGGGAAGUUGAGUUAGAAAAAAAUACGUAAAACUGAGUUUGCUCCAUACUUUUUUGCUUAGAUAUUAGUUGUAUACUAAUAAUAUACGAUUAACUGUCUCCUUAAAUCAAGGUACCUGUAUUUUUAAUCCACUCCUUUUUUUUUUUAACUUGGGAAAGAGAAAGAUUUGAGGUCUUUAUUGGAGUUACAUUGUUAGAAAAGUAAAGUUAGCUUUAUAUGCAAAGACUGUAAUUGUAAGAGAAAUGGAAGCAGAGAUCCAGAAGGUUGUGUUUGCUUAUGUGUUGAGUGUGUUCUCAGACUCGGUAAUAAUACAUCAGAACUUAUCUCUGUUUCAAGCCUGAAGUGAUUUAGGAAUGUUGCUCAGUGGCCAAAAGUGAGUGUCACAGAGGUUUCUCCUCCAUGAAUGGUAUUCUCUUAGAUUGUUCAACAAAAAGCACAUAAUUGAGAAUAUCUUGGGACAGAUCAAAACCAUUGACUUGGCAAGACUCCGAGAUUCUGAUUUUCCUUGUUAAAUCUUCACAACUCCAGGAGUCAUGGGAAACUACUAAGGUUUUGUCUCUGCCACUCAAGUCUUAUAAAUUUUAUCCUGUAAAACUUUGAGGUGAACUAUUCCACUGCUUUGGGCAUGCACAUCUUUCUCUCUCACACACCCUUGCUGCCCUGCAGUACUCCGCUUACCCCUUUCAUGAUCUGAAAGGCUGGGAAUUAAUGGUUAGAGACAGUAAACCCCCCUGUUUUUCUAGGGAUGAUGUCCUCUCUAAAGUUGGAAGUCAACUUGUGAAAACAUUCUACUUUUAGCCCAAAGUAAAGGCUGGGGAGGAAACUCAUUUUCCAUUGGGUAGAUGAUUUAACUGAGGUAAGAUGACUUGGCAUGGGUACUUUUGGGACACUUCGCCUCCAUGUGCUCUGGGCCGCAGAAGGACCCUUAGCCAUCUACAAAGUGGGCUGGAGUGUUGAUUGUCAGCUAUGAGCUUGGAUGGGAUAUUGAGAGUCCGUUUGAGUAAGCUCUCCAAAGACACCAUUCAAAUCACCUGGGAGAAUUCAUAAAUUAUUCACAUAAUUAUGACUGCAUUAAUCUGACUCAGUGUAGCAUGCAUUUUCAUAUGUAAUGGCUCUAAUUACCAUUUUGUUCAUAAGUACAACUGAAUGACAUUUGAUUUUAAUAAAUUUAAUUUUUAAAGAAGAAGAAUUGUCGACAGUGUUGGUUAAAAAACAGGUACCAUGUUCAAUGCUUUUGCACCAAGUGUUUGACAAGUUGUCUGUUUUUUAGUACAUGUAGACUAUGAACCAUAUUCAUUCUAAUUUUUCAAAUUAUAUGUUAUGGAAAAUAUUCCUUGAAGGUGUGAAACAAAAAUUCUUUUCCCUUUCAAUACCAUUUUUUAUUCUUGUAUUUCUUAUUUGUUUUUUUGCAUUGAUAGCAAAGUGGUAAUUUAUAAUACUAGCCAAAAUUGUCUUCUCUUUCAAACCAGAUCCAUAUGUAUAUGGGGCCUCUUACGUCUCUGAGGAAAUGCAUAAUUUGUGGAUUCUCAGACAAAAUGGGCAACUGGCAAUGCUCAAUAACAUAUUUCAAUUUUUAUUGGAGUUUUCCAUGGAAUGUUAUUAUUACAUUGAAGCCAUUUAAGGUGAAGCUUUGAUAACUUUUUACUUUUUAAAUUAUGGUAAAUUCUAGUAUUCAAAAGACUUUUGUACUCCACAUGAAAAAUGCUAAAUUAUAGUGCAGGCAUAAGUAUUGACUUGAGGGGUUGAAUUCCUUAAGAAUUUCUUUAAUGGUCUACGUCAUAAAUACUUUACUCAAUUGACUUAAAUUUCUAAAAUAGUAAACUGAAUAUUUUUAUUAUAAACCUACCAGAGUAAAUCCUUUGACUUUUUUCCCCUUACUAUAACUCAUUUAAAAACUGAAAUUAGUUUUCCUAGAUGACCGAAGUCUGUCUCUCGAGAAAUAAAUACAAUACUCUUGUGUUUCCAGUGGCUAUAAUACCUGAAAUAGGUUUUCUUAGAAAUAAGUUAUAUUGAAGUUAACUUUGCUUUGUCACAAUUUUGGACAAUUGAAAUCUAAAAGUAUUACUGUUUGAAGCUUUAGAUUCUCUACUGGGGCCUUUGAAACUUAGAUAAAAGAAAUUCAACCAGAAUAUCUAAUUUAGAGUAUAAUCUUGUGUGGUAGGAAGAUGGACUAGUUGACCAAGAAUUCUUGUCACCUUAUACAUUUUGUGAUUUUUUUUCCCCCAAGUGAAGUUUUCUUUUAAUUUUAAGUGUUUUGAAGUAUGUGAACAUUAAUUGUAGUGUAAGCUGUUAUGCAACUGUCUUUGUGACUUUAUAGGCAGGUGAGUUUUGCUAUUACUAUCAAAUACGGAUGAUGACAAUUCAUUUGUGACAACUCAAACAGCAUUAGUGACAUUUAAUGACAAAAAGUUAAAACAUCCAUCAUGGAUGUUAAUUUUGAAGAUGUAAAUUAUAUGUUAUUUAAAUUUUUCUGGGCAUCUGAAAAACUGUUACCUGCUGAACAUUCUAAGAUUCCCAUAGAGCUAUCUGGGAUUAUGAAUUGUUGAAAGUGUUAUAUGCUGAGUGAUACACAUCACUGACCCAUUUUCUCAAAAUAGAAGAAAGAAGGAAAAAAAUCAUGAUUAUCAGACUUCUAAUGAAACAGAAAGCCAAGAAAAAAAAAUCCCUCUCUAUUUUAAAAAAGACACUGAUGAAGUCUUUUCAGACAUGCCCAAACUUUAAGUGAAAAUUUCUUCAAUCAUCUAAAUGCUCUAAAGAUUUUUGUUCUCUCCGUUCACAACCAGUUGUAUAACAGAAGUACUCGAUACUGUUUUCCUCCCUGUGUGUGAACUAAUGAAUCAUAGAUUAUGUGACUUGUUAUGUAUUCUAUUAAACACUAAAGAAUAAAACAUUCACUCCUUUA
Molecule: messenger RNA, 6239 nt
Organism: Equus quagga
Lineage: Eukaryota; Metazoa; Chordata; Mammalia; Perissodactyla; Equidae
Gene: KCTD12
Product: potassium channel tetramerization domain containing 12
Exons: 1
Coding region: 261-1241 (326 amino acids)
Biological process (GO): regulation of G protein-coupled receptor signaling pathway; protein homooligomerization
Cellular component (GO): presynaptic membrane; postsynaptic membrane
Molecular function (GO): protein binding
Source: RefSeq, a predicted model, not a curated record